This is a messenger RNA of Phasianus colchicus (ring-necked pheasant), 2119 nucleotides long. It is a transcript of the gene RASL11B, whose product is annotated as RAS like family 11 member B. Lineage: Eukaryota; Metazoa; Chordata; Aves; Galliformes; Phasianidae. Gene Ontology annotation, molecular function: GTP binding; GTPase activity. The record is from RefSeq and is a predicted model, not a curated record.
GCGGCGGGAAGGGCAGCGGUGUUAGUGGGAGUGCGGGGCUGCGCGGGGCUGCGCGAUGCGCCUGACGCAGAGCAUGUGCACCAUCGCGGAGUGCGCGCCCGGCGGUGAGGGCUGCCCCGCGGCUCGACCUCGCCUGGUUAAGAUCGCCGUGGUGGGGGGCAGCGGAGUGGGCAAGACAGCGCUCGUGGUGCGGUUCCUGACGAGGCGCUUCAUCGGCGACUACGAGCGGAACGCAGGUAACCUCUACAGCCGGCACAUCCAGAUCGACGGGGAGGUGCUGGCCAUCCAAGUGCAGGACACCCCGGGUGUGCAGAUCCAUGAACACAGCCUGGAUUGUAAUGAGCAGCUGAACAGAUGCAUUCGCUGGGCAGACGCCCUGGUGAUUGUCUUUUCCAUCACAGACUAUAAGAGCUAUGAACUACUCAGUCACCUGUACCACCACGUUCGGCAGAUGCAUCCAGGGAAUGCUGUCCCUGUUGUCAUCGUAGCAAACAAAGCUGAUCUCUUGCAUAUUAAAGAGGUGGAGCCUCAGCAUGGACUUCAGCUGGCCAACAUGCUGGGCUGUGCUUUCUAUGAAGUGUCUGUCAGUGAAAACUACAACGAUGUCUUCAACGCCUUCCAUGUCCUCUGCAAAGAAGUCAGCAAACAACAGACCACCAACAGCACCCCCGAGAGACGGAGAACUUCUCUCAUUCCACGGCCCAAAUCACCCAACAUGCAGGAUCUGAAGAGGAGGUUUAAGCAAGCUCUGUCUGCCAAAGUGAGGACUGUCACGUCUGUCUGACAGCAGGGCCAAGAAGAGGCGUUGUUCUCAAUGUUUCUCCCAAGUUUGAAACCCGGGGUGUCUAACACUGGCACGUCUGCAGUCUGAUGUUGUGGCAGGAUGGUUCAGGCAGCGUUCUGCAUGGCUGUAGAAAUGAGAAGUUGCUUGAACAAUGAACAGUGGCAGAUGGGAAAAGAAUAAAAACAAACAAAAAAAAAUCCCCACAAAAAUAGUCUUGAAAUGGCUCUAGGAAGUAACUUGUAGAACAAGUAUUUUCACUUGGAAAUGGACCUUUCCAAUAAAUGCCUUCUUCUUUGAUGGGACAGAUCUGGCUUAAUGUUUGUGCAGAGACAACCUUUUAGCUGUGACUCUCAACUUGUACUUGAGCAGGGAAACACCCCGAACUGUAGUUCACUGUUCAGAAGUAACCACUCCAGUUUUACAACACUUUACUUGGAUGAAGGACAGCAUGUUAUAUCUGUUCAAUUUAUUGCACAGUAGAGCUGUUUAUUUCACUCGUAUUUCAAAACAAACGAGAACACAUGCAACUAUUCUGUAAAAAUAAGUGUGAAGUCAGUGGACAUGACUGGGUAUCAUGACUGUACACAAUGGUCCUUUACUUUUUUACUGGCUAUGUUAUUGCUGACAACUUGACCAGACUCUUUGUAUGCAAAACUAUUGUGCAUAGGAUGUAAACAUAUGUAAUUACAAAUAUCUGGUGGGUCUUUUUUACUGUCUGAAAAAAACAGUGUUGAGACUGAAUGAUCUAACACAGAGCUUUCUAGGAAUAAGCCUGGAGUUGGAGUGAUAGUCCAUUACAGCUACCAGUGUGAGACACUUUUCUCCUCUUUCUUUCUUUCUUUCCCUGGAGUAUAAUAGGCAAAGAAAGAACCAGUGAUUGAGCUCGAUGUGAAGCAUGGCUGCCCUCAAGGCAAUGAAGCUGGCUGUUUGUUCAGAGCUGAGCCGGUCCCUGUUCGUCCUUAAACACAUGUGGCUGACUUAAGCAUUUCUUCUUAUUUUAUUUUUUUUCUACGUUGAGCCAAUGGAGUUCACAGGCUAAAGGCCUUACACACAUGCACUUUAAAAAGCCAGUUGUGCUUUUAUUUGAACUGUAAUUUAUUUAUUUUAUGUACAGUUACUUUCAGCAUUAAAUUUUGAAUUGCGUAUUUUCUCAUGUGUUUUUCCUGUGUAUAAGAAACAAUUGCUAAUAGCCAGCAAAGCCUGCAGACAAAGUAAUUACAGAAACUGCAAGAAGGUCUUUGCUGCCUAUGCUGUUGAUUUAUUAGCAUAAUCUGCGGGGGGAAAGCUCUCAUAACCUCUUUCCAACUUUUACAAAGUGGCUUCAGAAGACCUACU